GGGGUCCCUCUGCCUGCUGCAUUGUUCAUGCCUGGCUCAGAUGCUGCAGCCUCUCACCAUGGGCCUGCCCUCAUGGCUGCUUGGACAGCUCCUGGCCACGACAGUACUUCAGCUUCUGAGCCGCAGCACCGCAGCCCCUUUCCCUACCUUGGCGCCCCCACUUACCAUGGUCGUUAACGGCGAGAGGAAGACCUUAGUGGUUUGUGUGGUGAACGACCUCUCCCAGGACACGGCAGAUGCCAUCUGGUUUUCGAAUGAGAAUGGAAGUGCCCUGGACUCCUUCACCUACGGGGUUUCCAGGGAAGAAGACGGCACAUUUAGCACAGUCUCUCAUCUCUCCAUCCACACUGCAGAACUGGAGUCCUGGGAAUCCCUCGCCUGCCAUGUGAGACAGAACAGAACCGCCCAGGUGUGCAGUGCCAGGUCCCUGCUGAUCUCUGAAGACCCUGUGGAAGAGCCAUGUCUGGAUGAAGACCGAAGUGCUCUGCCCGUCUGUUCACAAAUCCUGCUUCUCUUGGCUAUCAGAGUGUUGUUGCUGAAGGUCCUCCUGUUUGACAUUCUCAUCACCUGCAGCUUCCUCUUCAAAGGGGGACGCCAAGCCCUACUGCUGAACUCUGCAAAUAGUUCCUCUGCUCAGGCUUGGUUCAGCGACAGAGAAUCAGGCUUGCCUGUCAGCAUGGAGAGCAGACCGAGGCAGAGACUGAGUUGGACAGAGUUAGUGACUGGAGCCAGCCACCAGGGUAGCAGAGACAGAGCUUCCCACACCAUUUCCUUACAUCUUCCACCCAUCUGAGCUAGAGCAAAUCAAAUGACCCACUAGCAGCUGUCCUCACAGUGGGAUUUGGGGCAGUUUACAAGGUGUUGCACAUGGUUUGAUCACCUCUCUGCCCACUAUGCUGAUGUCAGCCAGGACACAGCAUGUACCAUGUGCAGAACAGAUGGGCCCCAGCUGGACCAAAGUGUAAAACAGAAGACGACAAACCCAGGCUAAUGGUGUACCAACCCAAGUGUUGAGUUGGGCCUGGGCCCAGGUUUCCCUGUUGGUCAUCUGUUCUCAUUUUUUGUGUUUGUCUUACUGGGUAAACUGCACAGUGUGCAGAGGAGUAUGGAGUUCACAGGCUGCAGCAAUGUUCUCCAUGUACUAGCAACAGUGAUACAGGGCUAAUCUCUAGCACCAGGAAACACCUCGUUGGUAAAGAAAAUCCUUUUCUGGGCAAAGAGAUCAGUUGGUUCUCGGAGUCAGCACCCAGGGAAAUUCGCUUCAGAAGAAGUCCUGUGGCUUUGUGGGUGUUCAAUUUAAAAAAAAACAAAACAUUUUUUUUUACUUGACAUGUUUUUAAACAACCCAAAACUGUUCACUGAAUUCAGCAAAUAGUUUUGUACCCCCAAAAGUGCAUUUUGUGGUGAAAAAACAAAUCAUGACCAGACCCACAUACUGUCUGAAACUCUUCCAAUCCAUGAGUGGAGUAGUUUCUCUCUAGAUCAGCAACUUCUUCCUGCGCAGUUUACUCUCUUGUAUCCGACUGCAGCUACUCCAGUUCCAACGCCUGAGGGAACUGCUCAAACCUUCCCCCUUCUCAGGUAGGCAUUGCCUAUUUUUAUAAGGGAAACUAGAACUUGGGAAAACCCUUUUGGGUCCCAAGGGGUCUAUUCCGCCUGUUGAAGAGGAAUUUGCUCAGCAUGUAGAGAAAUGAGGAGAGAGAAAACCCAAGCCUAUUUUAUAAACAAUUAUAAUAAAGUCAGCCCCAUACAAUACACCCUCAUGUAUGUGUGUCCAAGUGUUUCUGUAGGUAUGCGUACAGACUGCAGUGACAGCACACCCGAACCCAGCCCUCUUUGUCCAUAGCUCUUACAGCCAGAAUUUCUGGCUCUCUCAGGCACUUUUGGGCAUGGAAAAAAGGAUACAUUCACAGGCUCCGGCAGCCCCUGAGAAGGGUGCCUUGGGCAUGGAAUGAGAUAAGGGAUUGGACAUGGAGAGGGCAGGAGCAAAAGGUGUGGAGAGGUGAAUGAAAUGGGGGGGAAGAGGGGCAGAUGGCUCAAGCACUCGGGCCACUCAGAAGCCACCUACAAACUAUUAAGGUUGAAUGAACAGGAGGCUGGAAUUUUUUUUGCAUGUGAAAUAAUUUGCAUAUUUAAUUGGUAUAAUUUGCGUACAUGAGACCAAGCACUAUAUUUGCAAAUAAAAACGGCACAGACUAUCCCUAAAGUUACUUUAACCCCACUACCUCCUAGAUCAUUCUAGGGGAGAGGUGGAUAGGAGUGGGGGUGGGGCAGACAGGAGAAUAGUUGUGGAGGUGGGGUGUCUGGGGGCAGGAUGGAUGAGCAGAGGGGGCAGGGCUGGGCAAGGGGACAGACUGGGGGAAGGGGGGGUUGUGUGCACUGUGCUCUUUUACCUCUACACCAGACCUGCCCUAGGCUCUCUGAGUUCCAACUAGCUAGUCCGUGAAUACCCUAGGUCAUUGGUUUAUAAAUGUUCUAGGCUGUGUACCCCUUUCCAAAUAAUGUAGUCUAUCACAUACCCCUAUCUGAGGCAGGGGCCUAUGAAAAGUCUGUAAGGG
Gopherus flavomarginatus (Mexican gopher tortoise) is the source of this 2558-nucleotide messenger RNA. It is a transcript of the gene PTCRA, whose product is annotated as pre T cell antigen receptor alpha. The record is from RefSeq and is a predicted model, not a curated record. Lineage: Eukaryota; Metazoa; Chordata; Testudines; Testudinidae.